Molecule: messenger RNA, 1203 nt
Organism: Hermetia illucens (black soldier fly)
Lineage: Eukaryota; Metazoa; Arthropoda; Insecta; Diptera; Stratiomyidae
Exons: 2
Coding region: 221-1024 (267 amino acids)
Source: RefSeq, a predicted model, not a curated record
AUACUUUGCUAUUUUCGCUAAACAUUGUUCCAACUUGGAAAAGGUGGAAAUCACGCAGGCCACGUUUUCUGGUUACUGGCGCACACUGCAAAAAUUAUUUUUUUCCUGUAAAAGUUUACGGUGCGUUAAAUUGAUAGAUUGUCGACUAAAGGAGAACAUUUUCAUUAGUCCAGAACAGCACUUGGAGUCUUUACAUAUUAGGAAAAGUAGUACUGAAGGCAUGUGCUUACUGGAUUUCCGCAAUCUUGUUGAUUUAAAUUUGGAGUUCUGUCUCCAUAUUGAUCCAGAACGCUUUCAAAACAUGUUGGAGUCUAAUGAAAUGCUGAAAACACUCAAUAUACGCGGAUGCCGUUCCUUAACAAAUGAUCGUAUUGGACAUGCACUGGCGAAACAUAAGAAUAUUGAAGAAAUAACCCUUGACAAUCAGUUCUUCUACAAAACCGAUGUCUUGCCUGAAUUCUCCAACCUUAAACGCAUCAGAAUUUUCGGUAGAAAUGUUCAUUUUCAUCACGAUUUCCUAUUCAAGCAAUUGUGUGACAAGCAUUCGGGCAAUCUAGAGUCGCUGGAACUUUUUUCAUGGGAAUUUUCGGACAAUACGGAGUGGCUGCCUUUUCAAAGCUUAACUAAGCUAACAUUAGUCGGUGCUUUAUACUUUAAUGAUGGCUUCUUGGAGAAAAUAUCCACAGCCUGCAAGCUCUUGGAGAAAGCAGAUUUCAGGGGCUCUAUGGCAGACAUAACUGAUAAGGGUCUAUUGGAUUUUAUUAGGUCCUCAAAAAAUCUGAAUUACCUAGACAUCAGGGAUAGUAACGAGUACGAUGAGGAGACAUUCAUUACAAUCGGUAAAAUUAGAUGCGGCAUGGGCAGUACGAAGCAAUUAAUUAUUGCGUCUAAUAAUUCUAAGUGGACGAAACUCACAAGAAGCAGGAUAACUCAGCAUGAUGAAAUGUUCAAGUUUCUGAAGCUGAUCUCGUCCCACGGACGGAAGAGGGUACCUACUCCCAAUGCCCAGUGUACCAUAGAUUAAAUUUCCUUUUGUAAUAUUUCAGCCAGAAUAAACGUCGAUUAAUUUCACUAAGAUUGUGGGAACGGUGUUUUCUAAUUUCAAAACAUGUUUUUUUGAUUCGUUGGAUAGGACAGAAAACCAUCGAAUGAACCGAUUUUAUGUAAAUUUUACAUAUAAUUAUGACAUUGUUCUCUCUUAUA